CGAGACACUGCGAGAAGAUAAGUUGAGGGAACAUGGCGACGCUGCUAAAGAACAAAGGCUCCCUCCAGUUUGAGGACAAGUGGGACCUGAUGCGGCCCAUCGUGCUCAAGCUGCUGAGGCAGGAGUCUGUCACCAAACAGCAGUGGUUCGACCUCUUCUCCGACGUCCAUGCAGUCUGCCUGUGGGAUGACAAAGGCCCAGCCAAGAUCCACCAGGCCCUUAAAGAGGACAUCUUAGACUUCAUCAAACAAGCACAAGCUCGCGUGUUGAGUCACCAGGACGACACUGCGCUGUUGAAGGCCUACAUCGUGGAGUGGAGGAAGUUUUUCACACAGUGUGACAUCCUGCCCAAGCCCUUCUGCCAGCUGGAGAUCACACUGAUGGGCAAGCAGGGCAGCAACAAAAAGUCCAACGUGGAGGAUAGCAUCGUCCGCAAGCUCAUGCUAGACACAUGGAAUGAGUCCAUCUUCUCCAAUAUCAAAAACCGGCUCCAGGACAGUGCCAUGAAGCUGGUGCAUGCAGAGAGGCUGGGAGAGGCCUUCGACUCCCAGCUGGUCAUUGGGGUGCGCGAGUCCUAUGUAAACCUGUGCUCCAACCCUGACGAUAAGCUCCAGAUCUACAGGGACAACUUUGAGAAGGCCUACAUGGACUCCACUGAGAGGUUCUACAGAACACAGGCACCGGCCUAUCUCCAGCAGAACGGGGUCCAGAACUACAUGAAAUAUGCCGACUCAAAGCUCAGGGAAGAGGAGAAGAGGGCACUGCGGUACCUGGAGACCAGACGGGACUGUAACUCUGUACAAGCACUGAUGGAGUGCUGUGUGAACGCCCUGGUGACGUCCUUCAAAGAGACAAUCCUAGCUGAGUGUCCUGGGAUGAUCAAGCGAAACGAGACAGAGAGUGAGUACGGCAGGAGCAGCCCACCCAAAGGCUCCGCCAGCUCAGAGCUGCACCUGAUGUUCUCACUGAUGGACAAAGUGCCCAGUGGGAUCGAGCCCAUGCUGAAGGAUCUGGAGGAGCACAUCAUGAGCGCAGGGCUGGCUGACAUGGUGGCAUCUGCAGAGACCAUCACCUCGGACUCUGAGAAGUAUGUGGAGCAGCUGCUGACCCUGUUUAACCGCUUCAGCCGCCUGGUGAAGGAGGCCUUUCAGGACGACCCGCGCUUCCUCACGGCCAGAGACAAAGCAUACAAGGCAGUCGUGAAUGAUGCCACCAUAUUUAAACUGGAGCUACCUAUGAAACAGAAAGGUGUGGGACUAAAAACCCAGCCAGAGUCCAAGUGUCCCGAGCUGCUGGCUAACUACUGUGACAUGCUGCUACGGAAGACCCCCCUGAGCAAGAAACUCACGUCGGAGGAGAUUGAAGCCAAACUCAAGGAAGUGCUGCUGGUGCUGAAGUAUGUGCAGAACAAAGACGUGUUCAUGCGGUACCACAAAGCCCACCUGACCCGCCGCCUCAUCCUGGACAUCUCAGCGGACAGUGAGAUUGAAGAGAACAUGGUGGAGUGGCUCAGGGAGGUUGGGAUGCCUGCUGAUUAUGUCAACAAAUUAGCCCGAAUGUUCCAAGACAUCAAAGUGUCUGAAGACCUAAACCAGUCCUUCAAGGAGAUGCAUAAACACAACAAGCUAGCUCUACCAGCGGACUCGGUGAACAUAAAGAUCCUGAAUGCUGGCGCAUGGUCCCGGAGCAGCGAGAAGGUGUUUGUGUCUCUGCCCACAGAGCUGGAGGACCUGAUCCCAGAGGUGGAGGACUUCUAUAAGAAGAACCACAGUGGCCGCAAGCUGCACUGGCAUCACCUCAUGUCCAACGGCAUCAUCACGUUUAAGAACGAGGUGGGUCAGUACGACCUGGAGGUGACUACAUUCCAGCUGGCUGUGCUCUUCGCUUGGAACCAGAGGCCGCGAGAGAGAAUCAGCUUUGAAAACCUCAAGUUAGCCACAGAGCUGCCCGAUGCGGAGCUCCGGCGGACUCUAUGGUCCCUGGUCGCUUUUCCAAAACUAAAACGGCAAGUAUUGUGUUACGACCCAGUCGUCUCCUCACCCAAGGACUUUGCAGAGGGAACGCUGUUCUUUGUAAACCAAGAAUUUUCCCUUAUAAAAAACUCCAAAGUGCAGAAGCGUGGUAAAAUAAACCUGAUCGGGCGAUUGCAGCUGACCACGGAGAGGAUGAGAGAGGAAGAGAACGAAGGCAUCGUGCAACUGAGGAUACUGAGAACACAGGAGGCCAUCAUCCAGAUUAUGAAGAUGAGGAAACGUAUCAACAACGCGCAGCUGCAGACUGAGCUAGUGGAGAUCCUCAAGAACAUGUUUUUACCACAGAAGAAGAUGAUCAAGGAGCAGAUUGAGUGGCUCAUAGACCACAAGUACAUCAAGAGGGACGAGACUGAUAUAAACACCUUCAUCUACAUGGCAUAGCACAGCGUAGAUGGGACCACAGCCCGGGACUGUGCAGGGGAGCAGGUCUGACGGACACCAAAGGACUACCAGGCCGACCCCACCCGUCCUUUAUUUAAAACUACUUUGUUUUUCUCGCAGGGAGGCAUGACAAACUAUUUAAAAAUACUUCUUGCUUUAAUGUUGUACAAAAAAGAUGGCCGACGGAGUGUGCCCCAAGUGGAUGUUGGGAGAUCGGAGAAAGCCGUGUGUUUAUUUGCAAUAUCUCGACAAGUCAAGACACAAGGCCACAUAUUAUGCAAAAUAGACUUUUAUUCAGCUUUUAACCAUGCUGUGUUGUUGUCACCUCAUCUAAAACUUAACUGUAGUUGUAUUUUCUGAGCACUCAAAAGUGCUUCAUUCACAUUUUGUCAUUUUAGUUAUGUCAUAGAUAAAACUGCACUUCUACGCAGUUGUUAAGCCCAUAAAUCAUCACCAACUCAUUUUAUGGUCAAAUUGUGUUCACAACAAACACAUGGCUCUAUUAGCAGAGCAUUCACGGGGGAUAAGGACUAUUUAUUUUCCCAUUGUCCGUUCCCCUUGCUGACAGCAGAGGGAGCGCAAACGUUUAAAAGCCUCAUUACAUUUGGAAAAUAUAUUUUAUAAAUUCAUCUCCAUUUCCAGACAAAUUAGAAAAUGUGAAAUACUUAUUCCAAGGUGACCAAAAGCAUGUUUAAAAGGGAAUUAAAGGCACAAGAAUGAUGCAUCAUAUGUGUCCUUUAAAGAAAUCUACAGAACUUUUUCCAAAAAUCUCAAUUCCACCUGUUGAACAAUAUGUAUCUCACAUCUUGAGGAUUCUUGACCCUACACUGCA
Messenger RNA from Periophthalmus magnuspinnatus, 3246 nucleotides. RefSeq names its product cullin-5. Gene Ontology annotation, cellular component: Cul5-RING ubiquitin ligase complex; SCF ubiquitin ligase complex. The transcript has 19 exons. The record is from RefSeq and is a predicted model, not a curated record. Lineage: Eukaryota; Metazoa; Chordata; Actinopteri; Gobiiformes; Gobiidae. The coding region runs from base 33 to 2414 and encodes 793 amino acids. Gene Ontology annotation, biological process: SCF-dependent proteasomal ubiquitin-dependent protein catabolic process; protein ubiquitination. Gene Ontology annotation, molecular function: ubiquitin protein ligase binding.